Messenger RNA from Solanum tuberosum (potato), 2382 nucleotides. RefSeq names its product glucomannan 4-beta-mannosyltransferase 9-like. The transcript has 9 exons. Bases 481 to 2082 code for a protein of 533 amino acids. NCBI's taxonomy places the organism in Eukaryota, Viridiplantae, Streptophyta, Magnoliopsida, Solanales, Solanaceae. Gene Ontology annotation, molecular function: mannan synthase activity. Gene Ontology annotation, cellular component: Golgi apparatus. The record is from RefSeq and is a predicted model, not a curated record.
CUCUCUUCUAAAACAUUUUUCAAUAGCCAUUAAUACAUAACUCUCAAACAAAAAAACAAACAAAUUUUUGCUUUGUUUUUUGUGCCCAUUUAUCUUCUUCAAACACAAAAUUGAACAACCCCAUUUCGUUCUUUCUGAUUUUUUUUGUUGCAAAAUUCAAUUUUUUUGGUUUUUUUCCCUACAUUUUCUGAGAAAAAAAAAGAAUCUUUUUAUUGUUGAAGCAUAAAUUUAGUGGUGAGUUUGAGCUAUUUGUCUGUCUUUUCUGACAUUCCAAUAGCAUUAAAAAAAUCUCACCUUUUUUCUGCAAAUUUUUAGAAGAAAAAAAAACACAUUUUCAAGAAUCCCCUGUUUCCACCACCCCACCAUUUUCUGAAGAAAAAAAAGAAUCUUUUUUGCUUUAGAGCAGAAUUUAGUGGUGGGUUUGAGCUAUUUUCUGUAUUUUUGACAUUUUCAAGAAUCCCCUGUUUUUUUUUUUUAAUAAUGGAGGGGUUAUCAAGAACAAAUCUUGUUUCUGAUACAUUUUAUGGAACAAGAGAUGAUAUAACAGAACAAUUUGGUAUAAUGUGGGGACAAAUCAAAGCUCCAUUGAUUGUUCCUCUUUUAAGGAUUUCAGUGUUUUUAUGUCUUGCUAUGUCUGUAAUGUUGUUUAUUGAAAGAGUUUACAUGUUUGUUGUCAUUACUUUAUUGAAAGUUUUUGGUACAAAACCUGAAAAAAGAUACAAAUGGGAGCCAUUAAAAGAUGAUGUUGAGCUUGGCAAUUCAUCUUAUCCUAUGGUUCUUGUUCAAAUUCCAAUGUAUAAUGAAAAAGAGGUUUAUCAGCUUUCAAUUGGAGCUGCAUGUGGACUUUCAUGGCCUUCUGAUCGUAUUAUAGUACAAGUUCUUGAUGAUUCAACAGACCCCAUUACUAAGAAUUUGGUGGACAUUGAAUGCCAAAGAUGGGCAAGCAAAGGGAUAAAUAUAAAAUAUGAAGUGAGGGACAAUAGGAGUGGAUACAAAGCAGGUGCUUUGAAAGAAGGAUUGAAGCAUUCUUAUGUGAAACAAUGUGAUUUUGUUGCUAUUUUUGAUGCUGAUUUUCAACCUGAACCUGAUUUUCUAUGGCAAACAAUUCCAUUUCUAGUUCACAAUCCUGAACUUUCCCUUGUUCAAGCUAGAUGGAAAUAUGUUAAUGCUGAUGAAUGUCUAAUGACAAGAAUGCAAGAAAUGUCAUUGGAUUAUCAUUUCUCUGUGGAGCAAGAAGUUGGCUCUUCUACACAUGCUUUUUUCGGAUUUAAUGGCACUGCUGGUGUUUGGAGAAUCGCCGCGAUAGAUGAGGCUGGAGGUUGGAAGGACAGGACAACGGUUGAGGAUAUGGACCUCGCUGUCCGUGCUAGUCUCAAGGGAUGGAAAUUCUUGUUCCUUGGUUCAGUCAAGGUAAAAAACGAAUUACCAAGUACAUUGAAGGCCUAUCGUUAUCAACAACAUCGUUGGUCCUGUGGCCCAGCCAAUCUCUUCAGGAAAAUGUGUAUGGAGAUCAUAAGAAACAAGAAAGUGUCUUUGUGGAAAAAGGUUCAUGUGAUUUACAGCUUCUUCUUCGUUAGAAAGGUUGUAGCUCAUAUUGUUACUUUCGUAUUCUAUGUUGUGGUAUUACCCGCCACUGUAUUAGUACCUGAAGUUGAGGUUCCGAAGUGGGGAGCUGUUUACAUUCCUGCCAUCAUUACACUACUCAAUGCUGUUGGAACUCCAAGGUCACUCCAUCUGCUGGUAUUUUGGAUCCUUUUCGAGAAUGUAAUGUCACUGCACCGUACUAAGGCCACCUUCAUCGGCUUGUUGGAGGCAGGACGAGUGAACGAAUGGAUUGUCACAGAGAAAUUAGGGGACGCUCUGAAGUUGAAAUCAGCUACCAAAGCGUUUAAAAAACAUCGAAUGAGGCUAGGUGACAGGAUUCAUUUGUUAGAGUUUGCUGCUGGUGCAUACCUCUUCUUCUGUGGAUGUUAUGACAUUGCAUUUGGUACUAACCACUAUUUCCUCUACCUCUUCAUUCAAUCAUUCGCCUUUCUCAUCGUUGGAUUUGGUUACGUUGGCACUUUCAUACCCAACUCUUAGUCAACAAGCAUGAAACUGAUUUUAUGGUAUGAAUCUUAAGCUUUUUCACCCAGUGCUCCCCCUCAGUAGCACCAAAAGAAGUGGCGUUGCGCGCCUUUCUUGUUUUGGGGUGUUUUUUUUUUUAUCAUUUGUAAAGAGAUGUGAGUAUAUUCUUUUUAGGUAAUUUCAAACAUGAAAGUGAUUCGAGCCCGGUUUGUUCUCUUUGUGUAUAUUCCCAGAAAGAGUUCUGUGCUUAAAUGCAGCAUCAUAUACAUAGAAGAAGAUAUGCAACAAAGAUUGAAUUUUUUCCCUUUCCUUUUA